Messenger RNA from Oncorhynchus masou masou (cherry salmon), 3585 nucleotides. RefSeq names its product calcium-activated potassium channel subunit beta-4-like. Bases 253 to 1005 code for a protein of 250 amino acids. The transcript has 3 exons. Gene Ontology annotation, cellular component: membrane; voltage-gated potassium channel complex. The record is from RefSeq and is a predicted model, not a curated record. Gene Ontology annotation, molecular function: potassium channel regulator activity; calcium-activated potassium channel activity. Gene Ontology annotation, biological process: detection of calcium ion; potassium ion transport. Lineage: Eukaryota; Metazoa; Chordata; Actinopteri; Salmoniformes; Salmonidae.
GAUAUGAAGUAGAUAUCACGCGCAUAAGAGCGAGGGGAGGAGGGGGGCAGGCACAGGCUGGACCGCAGCUGCCCCGCUUUCGCAAAGUUCUCCAUACAGAAGAGAGGGCGCGGAGGCCGGUUGAGUGAGAGGGACGUUUUCCUAGCGGCUGCCAGUGUUUGGGGCAACACAGCGCAGAGCGAGAGAGAGAAGCCCCUCUCCAGCUCUCCUCUCCGUCACUUUCGGGCUCUUUUCAGACCGAGGAGGAGCAUAAUGGCGAAAAUGAGGGUGUCAUACGAGUACUCGGAGGCAGAGGAUAAGAGUAUCCGACUAGGACUGUUCCUCAUCGUCUGUGGCAUCCUGUCCCUCUUUAUCCUCGGGUUCUGCUGGCUCAGUCCAACUCUACAGAGCAUGCAGAGCAAACCGGCCAACUGCACGGUGGUGUCCGUGCUCAGACCGGAGGAGAUGUUCGAGUGCGUGUUCACGUGCGGGGCGGACUGCAAGGGGACCUCGCUGUAUCCGUGUCUGCAGAUAUUCGUCAAUAAUUCCGAGUCGAACUCCGUGGCUCUACUGCACUUUGAUGAACAGCAACUGGUGCUGAACCCAAAGUGCUCGUACGUUCCUCCAUGUGAGAGGGACAACCAGAAGAACAAGGACAACGUUCUGUGGUGGGAGGACUACUGGACUAAAGAGGUCAGCUCCCAAUCCUUCACCUGUUUCUUCAACCAGCAGAGAAGGCCUGACGACGUACUGUGGCGGCGCUCCCACGACGCCAGCGUCCUCCUCCACUGCGUCCUGUGGCCCAUGGUGAGCCUGCUGGUGGGUACCCUCAUCGUCCUUCUCACCGUGUGCGCCCGCAGCCUGGCCGUGCGCGCCGAGGCCAUCCAAAAGAGGAAGUGCUCGUACGAGCCGGCAGGCAACUCAGAGCAGGGCAAGACGCAGCCCAACACCAACACCGCCUCCUUCCGGACCCUGCCGAUGUUCGCUGUCCCUGUCCGACGCAGAGACCGGGAACAGGAACACUAGAUGGAUGGAUGGAUGGAUGAUGACUGUGGUCUCAGUGGUGGCUGUUGUGCGAUGAGGACCUCAUAGAAGCGUGGAAUGUUUGAACUUCCAAUUAUGACUGUUCUGAACACUCUCAUUCCGCUGGACUGGACUCGAGGCUCAUGCACCAGAAAUGCUUGUCUGUCUUGUCUUGGUGUGUUUGUCUUGGUGUGUUUGUCUACUUGUGUAAGAGCCAUUUUGUCAGUUCAACUCUCAGCUGGUGAGGGCCUUUUCUAAUGCUAUGUGUAUUACAAUGCGUUGGUUAUGUCUAUGAAUAAGCAAAAAUCCAAAAAGGACAAUGCCGCUUUCUGUCACUGGUCAUGUUUUGGACAGGUCUGUGUUAUGUGUUGAGUCUCUGUCUCUGUGCUGAUUGUAAUGUUGUUUGCGUUUACUUCACUAGAUGAGCUCGGUCUCAAAGUUCAGAGUUCACUGACUUACAAACAGGACAUGUCUGUUACCUUUGAACGCUCUUUAACUAGACUCUUCAUUACAAACCCCUGGUCGUGUGAAAGGAGGGAUUGUGAGGACGUCCCGGGCCAGGACCACCUGAGAAGAAUCUUCAACACCAGUUACACAAAAUGUCAGUGCUUUGUUCAGAGAGAAUACAGUGAAAGGAAUUCUGGGAGAGUCCUUCUAAUCUCUGGGACGACAGAGCCAGAAGCAGACCUUGGUCUGAUCACCCCCAGCAUGAUGUACGCUCUUCUUCUCUAGGUGGUAUUAGGAAGUGUUUAAAUGCCUAUCUUCCAGUUACUGUUCUUUAACACCCCGGGCGACGAUUUAAACAAAUCGCAACAAUGCGUUCAUUACUUUUAAAGGCAUAUUACGGUUUGUUUUAAUCCGGUUCCCCCUCUCUCUCCUCUCUGUACCACCUGCCUUUUACUAAACCUGUUUCUAACAAGGCUUCUUUAAGGCAUCUGUCCAACUACAGCCAAUCCAACCGCCAUGGACGGAAUAUGUCUGUUGUUCAUUUUCAGUUGGUUGCCGCAGGAUAUGCUUGAACCUAUUAGGUCCCGAUUCAAUAUGUAGACUGGGCUACGGACGGUUGGUCUGGGUUCAAUAUGUAGAUUGGGCCACGGACGGUUGGUCUGGGUUCAAUAUGUAGACUGGGCCACGGACGGUUGGUCUGGGUUCAAUAUGUAGACUGGGCCACGGACGGUUGGUCUGGGUUCAAUAUGUAGACUGGGCCACGGACGGUUGGUCUGGGUUCAAUAUGUAGACUGGGCCACGGACGGUUGGUCUGGGUUCAAUAUGUAGACUGGGCCACGGACGGUUGGUCUGGGUUCAAUAUGUAGACUGGGCCACGGACGGUUGGUCUGGGUUCAAUAUGUAGACUGGGCCACGGACGGUUGGUCUGGGUUCAAUAUGUAGACUGGGCCACGGACGGUUGGUCUGGGUUCAAUAUGUAGACUGGGCCACGGACGGUUGGUCUGGGUUCAAUAUGUAGACUGGGCCACGGACGGUUGGUCUGGGUUCAAUAUGUAGACUGGGCCACGGACGGUUGGUCUGGGUUCAAUAUGUAGACUGGGCCAGGGACGGUUGGUCUGGGAUAGGUAGUUUGUCUGGGAUAGGUAGUUUGUCUGUAGUUGGAUAGAUGUGCAGAUGCCUUGACUGUAGCAACUUCCUCUGCAGUCUGUCUUCUGUCUUACCUUCUGUCAUUUAAUGGUUUUAGUUUUUUUCACGAUGCAAAUUGAAUGGUUUUUCUUACCACAGUAGCAGACUUUUUGCACCGUUUUGAAUAGUUUGUUGUCCGUUUGUGUUUCCGCUCUCCGAUUGGUUUGAAUAGUUUGUCGUCCGUUUGUGUUUCCGCUCUCCGAUUGGUUUGAAUAGUUUGUCGUCCGUUUGUGUUUCCGCUCUCCGAUUGGUUUGAAUAGUUUGUCGUCCGUAUGUGUUACCGCUCUCCGAUUGGUUUGAAUAGUUUGUCGUUCGUAUAUGUUACCGCUCUCCGAUUGGUUUGAAUAGUUUGUCGUCCGUAUGAGUUACCGCUCUCCGAUUGGUUUGAAUAGUUUGUCGUUCGUAUAUGUUACCGCUCUCCGAUUGGUUUGAAUAGAUUGUCGUCCGUUUGUGUUACCGCUCUCUGAUUGGUUUGAAUAGUUUGUCGUCCGUGUGAGUUACCGCUCUGCGAUUGGUUUGAACAGUUAGUACACCCAGUUAGUGUUUUCCAUCCGAUUGGAUAAAAGGAGAAUGUGAUCUGACUACAAAUCGUUACACCUACCUACCCUGCUCCAAGAAAAGGUUUGCUCUCGACUGCGUUAAGCGGACGUACAGGAGUAUUCACUUGUGCAUUUUCUACAACAGAAGUAGCUAAGACAUUGUUGUCCUUGGCUAAAAUAGGAAUGAUAUUUCAUACAUAAAGCCAUAUGCUGAACAUGUGAUUGCAGUAAGAGGCAGCUCCAGGGAGGUUAUGUCCUCUUACAAUAGGAGCUGUAACAGUAGUACGAAACUAAUAUAUUUUGUGUUGGAAAGAGAAUGUUUUUUUAUGAAGCCAAUCCAUUUAAAACGCCUGCUGCAUAAUGAUGAGUAAUAGUGCCUGAUAGAUAUCUUUAAUAAAAAGAAUAAGAGUUA